Messenger RNA from Aplosporella prunicola CBS 121167, 1512 nucleotides. RefSeq lists its product as uncharacterized. Bases 158 to 1444 code for a protein of 428 amino acids. The record is from RefSeq and is a predicted model, not a curated record. NCBI's taxonomy places the organism in Eukaryota, Fungi, Ascomycota, Dothideomycetes, Botryosphaeriales, Aplosporellaceae. The transcript has a single exon. Gene Ontology annotation, molecular function: hydrolase activity.
UCCGCCUCCGCGUCUAUAUUGAACGGGCCCCCAGCGUGUCCAAAUUGUCGGCGCUCUUCAUUUCCAAACCCGUCGACCUACGUCAUCGGCCUGCAUGCAUGCUCACGACUCACUAAAAGCCAGGGUCUGCUAAACACGCCCGCCUCCCCGACAAACCAUGGCCGCUUCCUCUACAGAAACUACUGAUGGCAGCUUGACCGUCACCCACGAAACCCGCCGCACCGCCUACACGACCUUUCUGCACUUGCUUGUCCGGCCUCUCCGUGGCAUCAUCCUUAAACCGCCGCCGCCAUUUCCAAAAGGCAGUCCGCGCCUGACACCGCAUCACAGCGUGAAGAACACCUGCAACGUCACUGAGCGCCGCGUUGCUGAGUUCUGGGUGUACGACGUGGAAACGCGCAUUGGCGAUACCGCCACCAAGACGCCCACCACCAACGACAAUGCCGCAGCCACUGCUCCGUCCUCGUCAAGCAAUACCGCCGCCGACUCAACCUCACCACUGCCCUCUACCCGCUCCCGCCGGCGCGUCAUCUACAUAGCAGGCGGGUCAUGGCGCGCGCCACCGGAGCCGCAGCACUGGCGGCUGGCAGCCAAGAUCGCCUCAACAGUACCAGACACAAUCGUCACGAUCAUCAGCCCGCCGCUCGCGCCGAACGAGACAGCCCCGGACGUGUUCCCCCGCCUGCUGACCUUCUAUGACGAAAUCAUGCACGAGGCGGAACAGAACGGCGAGCGCGUCGUCUGGGCCGGGGACUCGAGCGGGGGGAACCUGGUGCUGGGGAUAGUGGGGGAGGCGCUGGGGCGAGGAGAGGGGGGCACAGCAGACCGGGAAGAGAAGGAAGAGGAGGCGCGAGGCGAGAAAGGCGAGAAAGGGGAAAGCAGCAGCAGGCGCACAAGCGGCAAUGGAGCAGUGCGCGCGCCCGCCGCCCUCCUCCUCAUCAGCCCCAGCGUCGACGCCCGCCGCACCAACCCCGCCAUCGCGGCCAUCGAGCGCAAAGACCCGAUCCUCGACCCCGACGGCAGCCGGCGCAUGGCAGCCGACUGGGCCGGGACCUGGGGGCUCGACGACCCGCGCAUCAGCCCCUCGGCCGCCAUUCCGGCUGCGUCGGCUGCUUCGACCGGCGCGCCCACGCCUAACAACGUGACUGCUGGCGGCGAAGCCAAGGCCGAGCACACGCCCGAGCAUGCCCGCAGACGCUUCCCGGAUCUGCCCGCCUUGCUGACUAGGCACGAUAUCCCCGUCCAUGGCGUCACGGCUGGCUACGACAUUCUGGCGCCGGAUGCGCUGGCGCUGCGGCAUUGGUUUGGCGAGAGGGGCGUGCGUGGGCGCUGGCUGCAUUGGGAGCGCCAGAUGCACUGUUUCCUGCUCGCGGCGCCGUAUAAGCUGUCGGAGGGCAUGGAGGGGCUGAGGUGGGUGCUGCGGGUUUUGGAGGAGAGCACGUAGGUGAGUUGGCGAGGGUGUGUGUGAUACCCUGCUUUUUGUGCGCGUGUUUUGCUAUGGGGCGACCGGAC